Penicillium verhagenii is the source of this 1299-nucleotide messenger RNA. Its product is annotated as FluC/FEX family fluoride channel. Gene Ontology annotation, molecular function: fluoride transmembrane transporter activity. Gene Ontology annotation, cellular component: membrane. Gene Ontology annotation, biological process: fluoride transmembrane transport. Lineage: Eukaryota; Fungi; Ascomycota; Eurotiomycetes; Eurotiales; Aspergillaceae. The coding region runs from base 1 to 1299 and encodes 432 amino acids. The record is from RefSeq and is a predicted model, not a curated record. The transcript has a single exon.
AUGCCUGAUCGUGCCAUGUCAGGGGCCGCGCCCCUCACGCACGAUGCCGAAAAGCUCCACGAGCUCCCCUUAACCGAAACCACCGCGCCUCAACCCGUCGAGCCCAUCUCAUCCCGGCGGCAAUCAUGGCAACCAACACCAGCCGAAGCUCCCUUGGACACAACAACAGCCCCUUCCACCGCCACCACCAUCCUACCACUCUCUAAACAUGCAACCCACCUCUACACAGUCUCCUACCUCAUCUUCUUCGGAAUCCUCGGCACCCUCGCCCGACUAGGCCUCCAAGCCCUAACAUUCUACACCGGCGCACCCAUCGUAACCGGCGUCGUCUGGGCCAACGUCAGCGGCAGCCUAAUAAUGGGCUUCCUAAUCGAAGACAAAAACAUCUUCGCCGAAGAAUGGGGCUCGCCCCAAACACCACCGCCCAAAGAGCAAGAGCCAGACUCGCACGACGCCCAAGAGCACACCAAGAAACACAAGGCCACCAAAAAGACCAUCCCGCUCUACAUCGGCCUGACAACCGGUUUCUGCGGCUGCUUUACCUCCUUCUCGUCCUUCAUGCGCGACACCUUCCUCGCACUGGCAAAUGCGCUUCCUGACCCCUCGCUCCCGGCCGGCGCGAGCAUCGCCUCCCGCAACGGCGGUUACAGCUUCAUGGCGCUGGUGGCCGUGGUCCUGGUGACCGUGUCGCUGAGCCUGUCGGCGCUGAUCUUCGGCGCGCAUCUGGCGCUCGCGCUGGGCCGGUUCACGCCUACGGUGCCCUUUGCGCUGGCGCGGCGCGUGCUGGAUCCGCUGAUGGUGGUGCUUGGGUGGGGCUGUUGGCUUGGUGCUGUGUUCUUGGCUAUCUGGCCGCCGGAUCGGUUUGGUGCUGGCGAGGAAGAGUGGCGUGGGCGCGCGGUGUUUGCGAUUGUUUUUGCGCCCUUGGGCUGCUUGUUGAGGUUUUAUGUGUCGCUGUUUCUUAAUGGGCGGGUUGCUUCGUUCCCGCUUGGGACGUUUGCGGUUAAUAUGCUUGGGACUUUGGUUGAGGGGCUGUGUUAUGAUUUGCAGCAUGUUAGUGGGCUGGGUGCUGUUUUGCCGGCUGCUUUGACGGGGUGUCAGGUUUUGCAGGGUGUUAUGGAUGGGUUUUGUGGGGCGACGACUACGAUUAGUACGUGGGUUGCGGAGUUGAAUGGAUUGGCCAAAAGGAGAUAUGCGUAUUUUUACGGUGUCGCUAGUGUGGUUGGGGGACUUGGCUUGAUGGUGGUGAUUAUGGGGUCCUUGUUAUGGACUCGUGGCUUUGAUGACCCGGUGUGUGGAUGA